Penicillium antarcticum is the source of this 1851-nucleotide messenger RNA. Its product is annotated as hexokinase family protein. The record is from RefSeq and is a predicted model, not a curated record. Lineage: Eukaryota; Fungi; Ascomycota; Eurotiomycetes; Eurotiales; Aspergillaceae. Gene Ontology annotation, cellular component: mitochondrion; cytosol. Gene Ontology annotation, biological process: glycolytic process; glucose 6-phosphate metabolic process; intracellular glucose homeostasis. Bases 1 to 1851 code for a protein of 616 amino acids. The transcript has 2 exons. Gene Ontology annotation, molecular function: ATP binding; mannokinase activity; glucokinase activity.
AUGGCAUCUGUCAAGUCAAUAUCCGAAAAGGACAACGAUGAGGAGCGCGACAUGCCUGAUGAUCUGGUUGAGGAGGACCAUUACGAGAUCAACUCGGAGUACGAUGCCGUCCAGCGAGAAUAUCUUGCCCAUCAUCAACAACUGGAAGAAUUCCUGUCGCCCAUGUCCCUGGAUGAAGGCGUGCUAUAUAAAUUGGCACGACGCUUUUCCACCACAUAUCGACAUCUGGCGUUGACAUCGGACCAGCAAUUCCUCCCGACACCUGUGACUCAGCUUCCUACUGGCCAGGAAACUGGUCGCUAUCUAGCGAUCGAUGUAGGAGGCAGCAAUCUCCGGGUUGCAUUUAUCCAGUUGCUUGGAGAAGCUGUCGACUCGGAUGUUCGUCCCACUGAUGCCACUGAGAGAUCACGGGACACCAUCCGAAAAGCCCAGCGUCAGCGCGUGAAGCGGACAUUGGAGCGAGCCUGGCCUAUUCAAGAGCAUUUGAAGAUGGACAAGGCCGAGGACCUGUUCUCUUGGAUUGGUGAUUGUAUUGCUGAAGUGGUAGCUGAGAGUCUAUCAUCCGAUGCGACGAAAAAGGAUAUUCCUGCUGAACUUGAUAUGGGCAUCACAUUCAGUUUCCCCAUCAUGCAAGAAUCAUUGGCAGAAGCUACAUUGAUGCCCAUGGGCAAAGGCUUCGCCAUCUCAUCUAACCUGAAUUUGGGCAACAUUCUUCUCGACGGCUAUGAGAAACAUACAAAACGACCAGAUGAUGACGAUGAGCCCUCAUCCAAACGCCGCAAGCUCUUCGCACUUCCCAAACUGAAGAUCCAGGCAAUUACCAACGACACCGUGGCUACGCUAGCCUCCCUCGCAUACAAGGUCAAGUCACUACCAAACAGCCGAGUCGCCAUGGGAAUCAUCGUGGGAACCGGCUGUAAUGCAACCAUUCCAAUGAAGCUAGACGCACUACACGAAUCCAAAGCCAAGAGUGUCAACACAAUGGAGCCAAGCGCAAUAGAAACAAUCGUCAACACCGAAUGGACCAUCUCAGGCGCCGCACCACCCCUCUCAGAGCUGAAUGUGACAACAAAAUGGGAUGUCGAACUGGACCGGGCCUGUGCGCGUCCAGGAUUCCAGCCCUUCGAAUACAUGACCGGCGGCCGCUAUAUCGGCGAACUCAUCCGCCUAAUCCUCUUCGACUACCUCACAACUAUCGCCAACCUAUCUAAACGCUCCCUCCCCGCAAAUCUUAUCCAAGAAUACGCCCUGACAACAACCUACAUCUCCGACACGGUAGCCAAAGCCCGCUCCGACCCCGACCUCGCCAAAGCUCUGAACCAAUCCCUCCCCCCACCAGAAAGCAGCGACUGGCGCUGGGAUACCCGGACCGCAGGCGCUUUCCGCAAGAUCGCUCGCACAGUGCAGAGACGCUCGGCGGGCCUAAUCGCCUCUGCGGUCGUCGGUUUACUAGCCUGCGCGCGCGAGAUCGAGUUGAAAGAGGACAGCAACAGCAACACACCCGAGGGUGCCGCAUCGCCACAGAGCAACGGUGAAGUUGCUACGCAGGAUAUUAUUCCUGCUGCGCCGGACACUGCGGUCGCGGCUAACCAUGCUAUCCACAGACACGUCGUUCCAGUUUUGGAGACGCCGGCAGAUUGGCAGUCCGGGCCUGAAGAGCUGGUUGUUGCGUAUACUGGUGGUAUCAUCCAGCACUAUCCGCAAUUCAAGGAAAUGUGUCAGCAAUAUAUUGAUCGGCUGAUUAUGCGGACUGGUCCGCAGAGGGGGGGCAAGUCCGUUUUCUUGCGGGAAGCUUCGGAUGGCGGUGUGAUCGGGGCUGGUGUUUUGGCUGGCAUGGUUGUUCGCAAGUGA